AUGGAAACCGACCUUCCACUCCCCCUGUCUCCGGCCUUUCUUAAAGUAACCAGGGUACGUGCUCAAGUCUGCCCCAGGGUGUGCGCCCCCAACUUGCCCCGCAGCGUGACCCCCAGGCCCGCGGGGCGCUGGGCAUCCCGCGCCGCACGCUCCACCCUCCGCGCGGUUCCAUCAGCUAGCCCAACCCCCGGCCCGCCUCCGGCUCGCUCCCAGCGCCCCACCCCUGGCCCGCCGCGCUCUGCCCCGCUCGCCCCUCCGCUGCGUCCGACCGCCCGGUCGCUGGGCGGCUCCCGCGGCUCCCGGGGCUCCAGCGGCAGCCCCCCCUGUCUCCAUGGCGACACGGCGUCCCAGGCUCGCAACUCGGAACCCAGCGCCGGCGGCGAGCGGGUCUGGCCCUCCUGGUCAACCCUUCGAGGAAUCUCUUUGGCAGGGUCGCCAGCGGGUUGGGGCUCUGGAGCCCCACGGCUGCCGAGGCACCGCCCGAGAAGAAACUACCUAGACAAGAAAGAUGUUGCAAAGGCAUCAAAAAGCAGACCGAAUGGCACAUUGCUAGUGUUUGACCCAAAGGAUGCCUUGGACGAAGACCAAGAUUGGCAAGCAAGCUUUAUACUUCCCCGACACAGAUCUCCCUGGGAAUAGCUAAUACAUUCUCAGCAAAGAAGGAACCCUGUGCGAAGAAGACGGAAGAGAAAGUCUCCUCAAAAAGUCCUGAAAGGAGUGUUGAAAAUAAGGAUGUC
Messenger RNA from Microtus ochrogaster (prairie vole), 737 nucleotides. RefSeq names its product glutamate-rich protein 2-like (gene Erich2). The transcript is spliced from 6 exons. The coding region runs from base 1 to 639 and encodes 212 amino acids. The record is from RefSeq and is a predicted model, not a curated record. Lineage: Eukaryota; Metazoa; Chordata; Mammalia; Rodentia; Cricetidae.